GUUGUCCGAGGCGCUGUCAGGGGAGGAAUCCCGGCUCCUGGCCCUCGCCUCGCCGCGUCAUUGAUGGGCAACCAACUGGACCGCAUCACCCACCUCAACUACAGCGAGUUGCCCACAGGGGACCCGUCGGGGAUCGAGAAGGACGAGCUACGAGUUGGGGUCGCCUACUUCUUCUCGGAUGAGGAGGAGGACCUGGACGAACGCGGCCAGCCCGACAAGUUCGGCGUGAAGGGCCCCCCGGGCUGCACCCCGUGCCCAGAGAGCCCCAGCCGCCACCGCCACCACCUGCUGCACCAGCUGGUCCUCAACGAAACUCAGUUCUCCGCCUUCCGGGGGCAGGAAUGCAUCUUUUCCAAAGUGAGCGGCGGCCCUCAGGGCGCCGACCUGAGCGUCUACGCUGUCACCGCGCUGCCCGCGCUCUGCGAGCCGGGCGACCUGCUGGAGCUGCUGUGGCUGCAGCCGGCGCCCGAGCCGCCCGCCCCCGCCCCCGCCCCGCACUGGGCCGUCUAUGUGGGUGGCGGGCAGAUCAUCCACCUGCACCAAGGCGAGAUCCGCCAGGACAGCCUGUACGAGGCGGGCGCGGCCAACGUGGGCCGGGUGGUGAAUAGCUGGUACCGCUACCGCCCGCUGGUGGCCGAGCUGGUGGUGCAGAACGCCUGCGGCCACCUGGGCCUCAAGAGCGAGGAGAUCUGCUGGACGAACUCGGAGAGCUUCGCCGCCUGGUGCCGCUUUGGUAAGCGGGAGUUCAAGGCGGGAGGGGAGGUGCCGGCCGGCACGCAGCCCCCGCAGCAGCAGUACUAUCUCAAGGUGCACCUGGGCGAGAACAAGGUGCACACGGCCAGGUUUCACAGCCUGGAAGACCUCAUCCGCGAGAAGCGCCGCAUCGACGCCAGCGGCCGCCUGCGAGUGCUCCAGGAGCUCGCCGACCUCGUGGACGACAAGGAGUAG
This is a messenger RNA of Puma concolor (puma), 948 nucleotides long. The record is from RefSeq and is a predicted model, not a curated record. Lineage: Eukaryota; Metazoa; Chordata; Mammalia; Carnivora; Felidae.